This is a messenger RNA of Peromyscus californicus insignis, 2287 nucleotides long. RefSeq names its product thiamine triphosphatase (gene Thtpa). Bases 1 to 1038 code for a protein of 345 amino acids. The record is from RefSeq and is a predicted model, not a curated record. Gene Ontology annotation, molecular function: thiamine triphosphate phosphatase activity; magnesium ion binding. The transcript is spliced from 2 exons. NCBI's taxonomy places the organism in Eukaryota, Metazoa, Chordata, Mammalia, Rodentia, Cricetidae. Gene Ontology annotation, biological process: dephosphorylation; thiamine metabolic process; thiamine diphosphate metabolic process.
AUGGCCCAGGGCUUGAUUGAAGUGGAGCGAAAGUUUGUUCCAGGGCCUGACACAGAGGAAAGGCUGCAGGAGUUGGGGGGCAUCCUGGAACACCGGGUCACCUUCCGAGACACCUACUAUGAUACUUCUGAGCUAAGCCUUAUGCGGUCUGACCACUGGCUGCGACAACGAGAAGGUAGUGGAUGGGAGCUCAAAUGCCCUGGAGUAGCGGCUAUCUCAGGACCCCACAAUGAGUAUGUGGAACUCACAUCGGAAUCUGCAAUUGUGGCCCAGCUCUUUGAACUGCUGGGGACUGGGGAGCCGGAGGCUGCAGGUGUGCCUGCCGUCUUGGGUCCCCUGAAGCUGCAGGAAGUAGCUAGUUUUAUAACUACACGAAGUUCCUGGAAGCUGGCCUUAUCUGGUGCCCAUGAACAGGAGCCACUGCUCAGAGUGGAUCUGGAUUCGACAGACUUCGGCUAUGCUGUGGGUGAGGUAGAGGCCAUGGUUCGUGAGAAGGCUGAAGUAGGAGCUGCCCUGGAGAAGAUCUUGAGCUUCAGCAGCAUGCUUGGUGAGGGAGACAGGCCCUUCUGUGUGUGCUCAGCAGCAUGCUUGGUGAGGGAGACAGGCCCUUCUGUGUGUGCUCAGCAGCAUGCUUGGAGUGCCAGCACAGGAGAAGGCACCCGCCAAGCUCAUGGUAUACCUACAGCUCUUCAGGCCUCUGGACUAUCAGCGCCUGCUGGAAGCGAACAGUUCCGGCGAAGCCACAGGGGACUCAACAUCCUGACAGCAGUUUAUGGGAGCAGGGUUCACUUUCUAGGAGGGAAGGGGACUCUCGGAAGCCGCCAUCCACUCCUGGACCCACUGUGCUCCUUCCCUCACAACAGAGCUGCUUUUGUCCCCAGUCCUGCCGGGUCUUUCACCCCUUCUCAGCUACCCUUCCUCAAGCCCUCCCUCACCGCUUCCCUCAUCCGUCAGAUGCAAUCUGUGGGCCGCCCCUCUCCCCUGGCCGCUAAGCAGCCUCCAUUGAUUUCCGCUCGUGUUUAUAGGAUUUCCACUUAGCCGUGAUCAGUAGUUAAGCACAGGAAAAUCCCUUGCCACCCCCCCCUCCCGUGGUCGAUGCCAUUGAUUCUGCCAGCAGCUCUGAAGCCGCCUUACAGCUGAGUUAGAGAUGCGGGGAAGCGGCAGGGAUUUCCCUGCCUUGGGGUGUAGGGAAUAGAAACAAGGUGGAGGAAUGGUUGGGAACUUCUGUUCGAAAUCUGGAAAUUCUGCUGGGUCUGUCACUGUGACCAGAGAGUAGAGUGCCCUGUAUGGCAGUUUAGAGAUAAAUUUUGCUCUCCAACCCAGAGAGGGGUAGAAAGAAAAUCGUCAUUGUUGAGACAGGUUCCUGGGGUUUCAGGACAUCAUACUUCUGUGGAGAAGGCUCUACCCUUGUUCCUACUCACUUUCUUUCUCACUAGGUCAAAAUAUGCCUUUCUGCCCACCUCAGGUUUCAUAGGCUUUCAUUAUUUGUCGGGCAGGAGGCAGUCUCUUCAGAUUGUGGUGACAAAUUCAGGGCCAGAGUGCCACCUGCUGUCAGCCCUCAGGGCUGUGUUCCCAGCUGAGGGUGCAGAAAGAUUUCAGGUGAGCCGUGGCAGUUAUGAGGCAGGCUAGUUUAGGCCCCAGCUAGGCAACCUGGAACUCCACUUGGUUUGAGCUGUACACGCCUCUCAUCCGACAGUGCACUUGGCAUCCUGGGAUCCUCGCCUGCAUGUACUGUGUACACACAUCCUUCUAACAACACACCUAGGACUCCCACCUGUCCUGAGUUACAUUUAUGUCCCACUUCAGACAAUGGAAUAAGCCUCUCCUCCCCCAGCAGACAUAAAAACUCUCCCCUUUUGUGGACAGUUUGUAUUCAAACAUUUUAGAACAUACCCGAGUAUGGAAAAUAGGGAGCUGAUUGGACCUAGACGGGUUUUGGGUACAAGCAGGGUAAGGUAGACCAUGUCCUUUAGGUGAACUUUUAAGGCAAAUCUCCUAUUUACCGUCCUGUGCCUAUGUAGAAUGAGCAUAUGACUAAAAUCAGAUGCAUCAUGGGAGGGGUCAUGCACAGUGAAGAAAGGCUUACAGAAUCCAAGCCUGUCAAUCAAAAUAGAGAACCAUUCAAAUUAUGCCACUUGGCAAUGACCUCUUCCUUCCCGUAAGACCCCAUUAGAGCAGCACCAGGCAGUGACCCUGGGCCCUGAGUACUGUGGCCCCUGCUCUUCACGGUGUAUUCUGAUUUGUACUGUCACUUCGCUUUUGAAUAAAGUUGCCUUGCUACUUGCAA